CCUGAUAAAAUGUCCGAGCUAACGGAGGAACAGAUUGCCGAGUUUAAGGACGCCUUCGCCCAGUUCGAUAAGGAUGCAACCGGAAAGAUCGCCACCCGUGAGUUGGGCACCGUGAUGCGCACCCUGGGUCAGAAUCCCACGGAGGCCGAGCUGCAGGACCUGAUAGCCGAUGCCGACAGCAAUAGUAAUGGGCAACUGGACUUCAAUGAGUUCUGUGCCAUUAUGGCAAAGCAAAUGCGAGAAACCGACACCGAGGAGGAGAUGCGAGAGGCCUUCAAGAUCUUCGAUCGCGAUGGAGAUGGCUUCAUUUCACCAGCCGAACUGCGAUUCGUGAUGAUUAACCUGGGCGAAAAGAUCACCGAUGAGGAAAUUGAUGAAAUGAUCAGGGAGGCCGAUUUUGAUGGAGAUGGCAAGAUUAAUUACGAAGAAUUCGUUUGGAUGAUAUCCCAGAAGUAGUAUGCUGGUUUUUUUUUUGAGUUUACAAAAAUAAAAAAAUUUAUGGGGUCACUGCAA
Molecule: messenger RNA, 513 nt
Organism: Drosophila gunungcola (fruit fly)
Lineage: Eukaryota; Metazoa; Arthropoda; Insecta; Diptera; Drosophilidae
Product: calmodulin-related protein 97A
Exons: 1
Coding region: 10-456 (148 amino acids)
Molecular function (GO): calcium ion binding; enzyme regulator activity
Source: RefSeq, a predicted model, not a curated record